AUGAUAUUGUACUGUAUUCUCUCUAAACUUCCUGUCAAAUCUGUUAAGCGGUUUACAUGCGUUCGUAAACCAUGGUCACUUUUGUUUGGCAAUCCUACUUUCCUAACCAUGUUCCGCAACAAUUUGGUUUCCAAAUCCCAUUCAUUGUAUGAUGACGACGACGACGAUGAUGUGUGUCUCAUCUUCAAUAUGUUUUUGGUUUCGAGUAUGUUGUAUAUGCUUUCAGGUGAGAGGUUUGAGAAUAAGGUUAGAUUAGAUCCACCACCGCCAUAUGAUCAUCUACCAAGUGACAAUUUUCUUCUUCAUAUUUUAGGUUCUGCUAUUAAUGGCAUUAUUUGUUUCUAUAAUUGUCUCGAUCAUAGAAAUGUAGUAUUAUGGAACCCGGCUACUAAGGAAAUUAAGGUCGUUUCUCCUAGCCUUAACGAGUGUCUAUCUAAUGUCACUAAUGCAUUUAGUCUUCAUGCAUUUGGUUAUGAUCAUGUUAGAGAUGAUUUCAAUGUCAUUUGA
Molecule: messenger RNA, 507 nt
Organism: Medicago truncatula (barrel medic)
Lineage: Eukaryota; Viridiplantae; Streptophyta; Magnoliopsida; Fabales; Fabaceae
Product: putative F-box protein At3g16210
Exons: 1
Coding region: 1-507 (168 amino acids)
Source: RefSeq, a predicted model, not a curated record